Schistosoma turkestanicum is the source of this 3235-nucleotide messenger RNA. The record is from the annotation of a GenBank genome assembly. NCBI's taxonomy places the organism in Eukaryota, Metazoa, Platyhelminthes, Trematoda, Strigeidida, Schistosomatidae.
GAGUGCUGUGCAUUCUCAGACAACCUUGGUGUGUUAAAGCGCUCCUUAUGACUGACUAUGAGUCGUGUGACUCGUUUAUGAUAUGCUACCAACUUUUAGUUCUGAUUAUAACUUUGUCUUCAUCUCGUGCUUGUGUUAUUUCUAAUUGCUGUUUAUUGUUUUUUUAUUAAAUAUAAUCUCAUACUGCUCCUUAAACUCCCUCAUCACACAAGGUACUAAAGGCUGGUCGUUGCAAUCAAAAUCACUCCUGUUGCUUACGGUUCGAAUAUGACGGAGCUGAAACAGAAUUCAUCUUACAAUUUUCGGUUGGGCAUUUCUAGUGAUGUAGAGGAUAUUCAAACGUUCCAUAGAAACCAAGAAUCACGUCGCAACUCUGUAGGCGUGUUAUCCUAUACCAAUGAUAACUUACAUCCUGACAUAUUAUUAGAUCAAGGCAUCGAAGGUUUUGAUUAUGAUGAUGUUCAGAAUAAAAUAUUCACUGACGAAGGAUCACGAAGAGCAUCUCACAGCAACAUUUUUAGAGAAGCCUUGUUAAGGCACUCAGUACUAUUUUUUAUAGGCGUAUUUACUGGACUUGCUGGUUGCGUGAUUGAUUAUGCUAUUGAAAAUAUCUCCACGUACAAAUAUAAAUCAGUUUCAUGGCUUAUUAGUCGUUACACCCAUUCCCUAUGGAUUUCUAUUCCAGGAUUUUUGUGGUGUGCAAUCAAUUGCCUCCUCACAGGCAUAGCGGCUGCACUAGUCGUUUUCUUAGCUCCAGUUGCUUCUGGAAGUGGAAUCCCGCAAAUCAAAUGUUAUCUUAAUGGUCUAAACAUUCCUCGUGUAGUACGCUGCCUCACCAUGAUUGUGAAGGGUGUUGGUGUUGUUUUGGCCGUGUCUGGGGGUUUAGCUGUUGGAAAAGAAGGACCUAUGAUACAUAUAGGCUCGGUGAUUGCUGCAGGAUUAUCACAAGGGCGCCUGCGGUUUUUGAAUUUUUCCCUGAGUUGCCUGAAGAUUUUUAGAAACGAUCGAGAAAAACGUGAUUUUGUUAGCGCUGGUGCAGCUGCUGGAGUUGCAGCUGCCUUUGGAGCACCUGUGGGAGGUUUGCUAUUUGCUCUAGAAGAAGGUGCUAGUUUUGUUUACCAAAGAUUAACAUGGACUAUACUCUUCGCAUCAAUGGUUUCGAUGUUUACUUUGGCCCUGUUCAAAUCACUGACCCGUAAUCAUGAGUUCGAAUUUACACCUGGUGGUCUUGUAAGCUUUGGUACCUUUGAAUCAUUGAAUAAUUAUAAUGCUUAUGAGAUUCUCAUGUUUUUACUAAUGGGUCUCAUCGGUGGAUUAUCCGGAGCAUUGUUUGUGAAAGCUAAUUCAGCGCUAACAAUAUAUAGACAAAAAAACAUUACAACAAAAUAUAACAAAAUCCUAGAAGCCAUUCUGGUUAGUUCGUUAACUACCACUUUAUGUUUUUCAAUAAUGUGGGCUGUUCGUGAUUGUAGUCCAUUAGCGUAUACUACCAGUUCUUUCCCCUUAAAAAUGAUGUGUGCAGACAACGAGUUUAAUUCGAUUUCCUCACUAUUAUUUUCAACACCUGAACGUUCUCUUCGAACUCUGCUUCACGAUCCUGCAAUGACAUACAGUAUUUCAGUGUUAACCAUAUUUGUGCUUGUAUACUAUUUCUUGGCAUGUAUUACGUAUGGACUGUCCGUUCCUGCUGGUCUAUUCAUACCAUCUUUGUUGAUUGGCGCUGGUUGGGGUCGAAUCAUAGGAAAUUUAAUGCAUAACUUCGAUCCAAUUCAUUUCUCUGAUCCCGGUAAAUUCGCACUAAUUGGAGCUGCUGCACAGUUAGGCGGUAUCGUUCGAAUGACAUUAAGUUUGACUGUUAUUCUAAUGGAGGCAACAGGAAAUGUGAUUGUUGGACUACCUUUGCUAAUGACUUUGACUGUUGCUAAAUAUAUGGGUGAUUGUUUAAGCGAAGGCAUUUAUGAUGAACAUAUUGGAUUGAAUAGUAUGGCUUUACUACCAUGGACUCCACAUUCGCUAUCAAUAACUAAGCGAGCUUAUGACUUGAUGUCUAAUCCAGUUGUGUAUUUGUAUCCUAUUAUGCGUGUUGGCGAAUUAGUUGAACGGAUUAAAAAUAAUUUACAUCAUGGAUUUCCAGUUGUAGUGGGUUCCACAGAUUCAUCAAGAUUUUCAUAUGGUACCUUAGUUGGAAUGAUUUCUUCGGAACAUUUAGCACUACUAUUGAAGAAACGUGCAUUUUUAUCUAAAGAUGGUAAUAUCGUUUAUUCGUUAACCUAUAAAGAUUAUGAUGAUGCUUAUCCAUCCUAUCCAAAGUUAGGUGAUGUUUUAGCGAAUUUAUCAUGUGAUGAUAUGGACGCCUACUUAGACUUGAGGCCAUACAUGUGUGAAGCACCUUAUAGUGUCCCAGAGACUAUGACAAUGACUCGUGUUUAUCAUCUUUUCCGUUUACUGGGUCUCCGGCAUCUACCAGUCGUUGAUAAUCAAAAUCAAGUUCGUGGAAUCAUUACACGAAAAGAUUUGAGACGUUUUAAAUUCCAGUUUGUCAGUGGUGAGUAUCAUGUGGAAGAGCUGAUUUUUUCACGUAAAAUGUAACAACCUUUAUUCAAUGUCCAUUUUUUUUUAUCAAUCGAUCAUUCUUUGAUAUUUUUGUAUAUCUAUGAUGAUGGUUAUGAUUAUGAUGAUAAUUGUGAAUAAAAUAAACAUUAAAAUUCACUGAUUUAUUAUUCGUUACUGUAAUAAUUAUUAUUAUUUCUAUGUUAUCUGCUUUGUGGUUUACCGAAGGAAUAUUAAAUUUAUUAUUAUUAUUAUUCUGUAGUAUUUUAUUUUCAGUAAUCUACUGGUUGUUUCUUACUUUUAUUCCUAUUUGUUAUAAACCUUUUUCUUUAUGAUUGUUUACUUUUAAACCAAUCUUUUUUUUAUAUAUAUUUUUCUGUGUUUUCGUUCAAAAUCACUAUUGUAAAAUUGUGUAUACACAUCAACGGAUUGAAUUGUGCUGUUUUUGAUAAUUUGGUUAUAUUUCGAAAUUUUUUCGUUAAUAAAUCUGUAUUAUCUUUUGAAUUGUAUUAACUUUGAAUCAAUUUACUAGAAAUUCAGAAAAAAAAAGCAAAUCUAGAUACAUUGAAUAAGACAACUACGGAAGAUCCAAAAUUUCUCCUUAGUAUUCAAGCAUGAUUUUAUGCUUUAAAGGAGGUCAUAUAUCGUACCGACUCUGGAAUUUUUGAAAAGCAAUUGACAUUUC